This is a messenger RNA of Peromyscus maniculatus bairdii (prairie deer mouse), 3455 nucleotides long. It is a transcript of the gene Sema4a, whose product is annotated as semaphorin 4A. Gene Ontology annotation, cellular component: plasma membrane. Gene Ontology annotation, molecular function: semaphorin receptor binding; chemorepellent activity. NCBI's taxonomy places the organism in Eukaryota, Metazoa, Chordata, Mammalia, Rodentia, Cricetidae. The record is from RefSeq and is a predicted model, not a curated record. Gene Ontology annotation, biological process: negative chemotaxis; positive regulation of cell migration; neural crest cell migration.
UGGAAGUGAGGACAGCAGCUGCCCUGGACCAGCGCUGCUUCCUGUGACCAGCCACCUGCCACUCUGAAUCAGCAGUGCUGGGAUGGAAAUGCCGCUGUGGUCUCACUGUUAUCUAUCGAGGCCGUGAAUACCAAUCGAGCAACAUCAGCUGCCGAAAAGGCUGAUGCGGAAGUCACUGGCACAGCAGAAAAACAGUGACUCAAAUCAGUGACUCAAAUAAUUUGAUGUGCACCGACCUACUGGAGAAAUCCUUGGUUCUAGUGCUAUCAACCCCAAUGAUAGCAAUGUGAGGGGAAGGGGGCAGGGCGGGGGAGGAAGGCAUAUUUCACAGAUUCUUCUUAGUGGGUGGUCUCUUGGCCAUCUGCACCUAUGGGGUAUGGGCUAAAAUUCCAGAGUCUCGGACUAGGAAUGCAGUUCAGUGGCAGAGCAUGCUGUCUAGAGUGCGGAAGGCCCUAAGUUCAUAUCUGCACCCCUCCUACGGAGCUCCUCUAAGGGGUGGCUCAGGGGCUGGCAGGCUCCCCCAGGAAACGUGUGGUUUAUAACCACUGCUGUGUAUGCCAGGCACUUAAACAUGCCAUCUAGCUGCAACCAGCAGAGGGCCGUGAAACUAAGCCAGAGUGCACAGUCCGUUGGUGACAGAGCCUAGAUUUGAACUCAGAUCUGUCUGCUUCUACCACAGAGCCAUGUCCUGAUGAGCCCUGAUAUUAUGGAAGUUAUAGUCCUAAUCAAAUUGGCCUUAUGACUGCCUCCUGAACACCACUAACUGCCUUACUGAUACCCUGGCCAGCCAGUGAGAAGAAAAAGAGUGAAUGUGCCUUGAAGAAGAAGAGCAACGAGACGCAGUGUUUUAACUUCAUCCGCGUCCUGGUCUCCUUCAACGCCACCCACCUCUACAGCUGCGGGACCUUUGCCUUCAGCCCUGCCUGUGCCUUCAUUGAACUCCGAGAUUCCUCCCUGAUGCCCAUCUUAAACGACAAGGUCAUGGAUGGGAAGGGCCAGAGCCCCUUUGACCCUGAGCACAGACACACAGCUGUCUUGGUCGAUGGGAUGCUCUACUCUGGCACCAUGAACAACUUCCUGGGCAGCGAGCCCAUCCUGAUGCGCACGCUGGGAUCCCAGCCUGUUCUCAAGACCGAUAUCUUCCUACGCUGGCUGCACCCGGAUGCCUCCUUCGUGGCAGCCAUUCCAUCUACACAGGUCGUCUAUUUUUUCUUCGAGGAGACAGCCAGCGAGUUAGACUUCUUCGAGGAGCUGUACACAUCCAGGGUGGCUCGAGUCUGCAAGAACGACGUGGGCGGCGAAAAGCUGCUGCAGAAGAAGUGGACCACCUUCCUGAAGGCCCAGUUGCUGUGCGCCCAGCCAGGUCAGCUGCCAUUCAACGUCGUCCGCCACGCGGUCCUGCUGCCCUCCGUUUCCCGCAUCUAUGCAGUCUUCACCUCCCAGUGGCAGGUCGGUGAGACCAGGAGCUCGGCGGUCUGUGCCUUCUCCCUCACGGACAUUGAGCGAGUCUUCAAAGGAAAGUUCAAGGAGCUGAACAAGGAAACUUCCCGAUGGACCACUUACAGGGGCCCGGAGGCCAACCCAAGGCCAGGCAGCUGCUCCACGGGCCCGUCCUCUGACAAAGCCUUGACCUUCAUGAAGGACCAUUUUCUGAUGGACGAGCAUGUUGUAGGAAGGCCCCUGCUGGUGAAGUCUGGGGUGGAGUACACACAGAUUGCCGUGGAACCGGCUCGGGGUCUCGAUGGAAGCAGGCAUGUGGUCAUGUACCUGGGCACAUCCACAGGGUCCUUGCACAAGGCUGUGGUACCCGAGAACAGCAGUGCUUACCUUGUGGAGGAGAUCCAGCUGAGCCCUGAGCCUGAGCCUGUCCGAAACCUGCAGCUGGCCCCCACCCAGGGUGCAGUGUUCGCAGGCUUCUCAGGAGGCGUCUGGAGAGUCCCCCGGGCCAAUUGCAGUGUCUAUAAGAGUUGUGUGGAAUGUGUCCUUGCCAAGGACCCCCACUGUGCCUGGGACCCCGAGUCAAAAACCUGCAGCCUUCUCUCUGGCUCCAGCUCCACCCUGAAUUCCUGGAAGCAGGACAUGGAACGAGGCAACCCAGAAUUGGCCUGCGCCGAUCGUCCCCUGGCCAGGAGCAUCCGGCGUCAGAGCCCCCCUCAACUUAUUAAAGAAGUCCUGGCCGUCCCCAACUCCAUCCUGGAGCUGCCCUGCCCUCAGCUGUCAGCGCUGGCGUCUUACCACUGGAGCCACGGUCACGGCCACGGCAGGGCCGCAGUCCCGGAAGCCUCCUCCGCCGUCUACAAUGGCUCCCUCCUGCUGCUGCCUCAGGCUGGUGUUGGGGGCCUCUACCAGUGUGUGGCCACGGAGAACAACUACUCGUACCCGGUGGUCUCCUACUGGGUGGACAGCCAGGAGCAGCCCCUGGCCCUGGAUCCCGAGCUAGCCGGUGUUCCCCGGGAACGGGUGCAAGUCCCGCUGACCAGGGUCGGCGGUGGGGCUUCCCUGGCUGCCCAGCGGUCCUACUGGCCCCAUUUCCUCAUCGUCACUGUCCUCCUGGCCAUAGUGCUCUUAGGAACACUCACUCUCCUCCUUGCCUCCCCACUGGGAGCACUCCGGGCUCGCGGCAAGGUUCAGGGCUGUGGGACGCUACCCCCCCGGGAAAAGGCCCCACUGAGCAGGGAACAGCGUCUCCAGCCCUCCAAGGACUACAGGACCUCGGCCAGUGACGUAGACGCUGACAACAACCAUCUAGGCCCUGAAGUGGCCUAACCUGGGCCACAGGUGGGAGCUGGGCAGAGCGAGGCCCCCGGCCACGCCGCCCGGGGCCAGGUACGGUGCACUGUGACUAGGGUGGGAGGCUCUCCUGCGGCCGUGGUUCACCUGCAGCACCCAGGAGGGCCUCACGGCACCCAGGAGGGCCUCCCCUACGGGACUCUCUUCCGUAAGCACAUGGGCUGCCUCCACCCGUGCCGGGACAGCGAGAGCCAGACAGGAUUCUUCAGUUUCGGUCAACCAACCCCAAGCGCUCCAGGAGACCCCGGAAGGUGUGGCUGUCCAGGAUUCUGUGCCAACAGACCCGAGCAUCUGAGCAGGCCGGGGGCUGUUCCUGCAGACUCCAUCCUGGAAGAUGCCACUCUGGAAGCUGCUGCUGCUUUGAACACCAGCCCCCCAUCCCCACCCCAUUCUCCCAGGGUCUCCAAGAUUGUGCUCCCCUUACCAGUCAUGCCCUACUGUUUGGGAAGUCUUUUCUGAAGUUUGACCACCUUCCUUCUUGCUUCAGUUUGGACAGGUUGUUAUUGUCUCUGGCCUGGCUGGAAUGGCAGGCAUAAUCUGAGCCUUGUUCUCUUGUCUAGUGUGGCUGACCCCUUUGAACUCUCCCUUCCCCUUCCCCGUGUUUUGACUCAGAAAACUGCUUGUCACAGACGAUUUAUUUUUUAUUAAAAAAGAUAUAAGCUUUA